Pelagomonas calceolata is the source of this 1169-nucleotide messenger RNA. The record is from the annotation of a GenBank genome assembly. NCBI's taxonomy places the organism in Eukaryota, Pelagophyceae, Pelagomonadales, Pelagomonadaceae.
GAGCCGUUUCGGACCGCAGCAACACGUGCGAGCAGUCCCGACCCCUGCGAGCUCCCAGCACACAGUAGCACACUGCUUGGCUCUGCUCAGCGGUGCUGCGGCGCGCCGUACGCCAUCGACGCGAAGAGUUCAGAGACAUCGAGGCUCCGAAAAGGACGCCACCGACGCGCCUGGGCGAAUGACGCGCCGCCAGAGCCGCCUCCUCGCCACGACGACCCUCGCCGCGACGCUCCUCUGGUUGUUGAUCGCGCCGGCACAGACAUCGAUGGAGCUCGCCGGCAUUCGGGCUCUGGUCGACAACGAGAUCGAGGUCGUCUACCAGGCACCCGCAUCGACGCCGCGCGGCGUCCUGUUGAUCCUGCACGGCUGCAGCCACCGCGCGACGGACGCCUGGCCGAAAUCAGAAAAAUGCCCGGAAUGCACGGGUCUGCCGAUCGAAACCAGAGUCGUCGCCGCAGCUCUCACUAGAAACUGGGCCGUCGCCGCCGUCACGUCCCACAACCGCCGGAGCGGCUGCUGGUCGCAGCGCGACGUCGAUAGGAUCGCCAAGGCCACGGGUUAUGUACGACGAGUCACGAACGCGGGCCCGGCCACCGUCUCGCUCGGCGCGUCGUCGGGCGGGUCCAUCGCCGUGCUCGUUCCUAAUGCUGUUGCGUGCGUCGCCCAGAUUAUGGCAAGUCCAUUGGAACUGGACGCGCGGCACCCUCCUGUGAGAUUCGUGCACAUGGCCCGCGAUACGCAUCGCGCGGCGAUGAUCCACCAUCAAGUCUCAACGCUGCGCGACCGCGGCGUCGACGCGGCCGAGUUGAUUGUCGAGCCGGAGCCCCUGAGCGCCGAUGCUUUAUUUCGCCGCGGGGCCGGGCCCGGCGGCGCGGUGCUGCCCUCGCGCGAGAUGGCGGAGCGGGCGUUCCAGGCGCUCCGCGACGGCGGCUUCGUCGACGCGGGUGGCAUGCUCGUGGACGACCCGCGGCGCACGAACUGGCGCGACGCCGUGCGGCCCGUGGUCCCGGAGGCCGUCGACUCGCUCGUCGCCGACGCGUCGCCGGUCUCCGAAAUUCUGAACGUGGCCUGGGCGCGGCACGAGUUCACGGACGCGCGCCUCGAGGAGAGCCUCGAUUGGCUCGGUGCGAAGGCUUCGUCGGCGGCGUCGCGGGGGGAGCUGGCGUAGG